AUGGUUUGUUCACAAACCGGCUCUGGUAAAACAGUUGCCUACUUGCUGCCAGUGCUGCAGCUCUUGCUUGGCAGCCGGCAACGGGGACCCAAGAGACCCGGAGCAGUAGUCCUGGCGCCAACGAGGGAGCUUGCAGCACAGAUUGCUGGCGAGGCGUCCUGGCUGGUGGCAGGGACUUCUAUCAAAGUCGCAGCCAUCUAUGGAGGGGUGCCUUACAAGACCACUCGCGAUGCCCUUCGAGGGAGGGCCGACCUUCUGGUUGCCACGCCAGGGCGUCUUGAGGAUGCCUGCGAUCGAGGAGAUGUUGUACUUCGAGACGUGGAAGCCGCCGUCCUUGAUGAGGCGGACAGGAUGCUAGACCUAGGCUUUGAGGAUCAAAUCCGCAUUCUGCUCACGAGGCGCAUGCCACCAACAGGUCGUGGGCGACAGACGGCGAUGUUCAGCGCCACCUUCGGUCCUGGAGUGCAGCACCUUGCUGCAGACUUCCUGGAUGCUUACACCUUUGUGGCUGUGGGCCGUGUUGGUGGAGCAGCACGAACCGUCGAGCAGCGUUUGGUUUGGGUGGAGGACCAACAGAAAGCCCAGGCACUAUUGGGCACGCUCCUCGCGUUGGAGAACAGUGUCCAGGGGCCAUGCAGCAUUCUCGUGUUUGCAAACACAAAGGAUGGAGUGAGACUCAUUGAGGGAAAGGUUCGGUCUUGGAAUUUCCGUGCUUUCUCCAUUCACGGAGACAAGAAGCAGGAUGCGAGGGAGAAGGCGCUGCACCUCUUUCGCCAGCAUACAGAGGGCCACGGCUCGAGGGGCAGAGCUGCGGUGUUGGUGGCCACAGAUGUUGCGGCACGGGGCCUGGACAUCCCCGACAUCACGUGCGUGGUGCACUUUGACUUGCCGAAGAGGAUUGAUGACUUUGUGCACCGCUCUGGGCGGACUGGCCGUCUUGGCAGGAAGGGCAUCUCCAUUGGAUUCGCAAAUGCUCAAGCAAAGGGACUGAGCAAAGACCUCGCCAAAUGCUUGGCAGAAGCCGGUGCAAAGGUCCCUUCUUGGCUGCUGGGCAUGGCCAUCUCCUUGGGUGAGGACCUUGAAAGCCUGCAGGCCAUGGAGCAGAGCUCUGCAGGAGGAGUCUACGGCGCGCAGGACGUCCGCUUGCAGGGUGCCGGUGUUCAAACAGCUGCUGAGCGCCGAGAAGCGCAGAAGCUGCGAAGCUUUGCAGAGGAGAGAGAAGCCCUGAGAAUGGCCAAAGACCAUUUUGGACAGAUGCUCCGCAGGAUGCUUACAGUGACGUCAUCGAUUCCGACAAGCAGCAACAGAAAAACUGUCUUAUGUGGUUGA
This is a messenger RNA of Symbiodinium pilosum, 1329 nucleotides long. Lineage: Eukaryota; Dinophyceae; Suessiales; Symbiodiniaceae. The record is from the annotation of a GenBank genome assembly.